Molecule: messenger RNA, 1209 nt
Organism: Penicillium egyptiacum
Lineage: Eukaryota; Fungi; Ascomycota; Eurotiomycetes; Eurotiales; Aspergillaceae
Source: the annotation of a GenBank genome assembly
AUGGUCUACCGGCGGUCACAUGCCAAAUCCCGCCAUGGGUGUAGUACCUGCAAGCGGAGGAGGGUCAAGUGUGAUGAGCAACGGCCACACUGCACAAACUGUGUUCAGCGAAAGCAAGAAUGUGUCUACAGCACGGAAGGGCCCUACUUCUUUGCUGGGAAACCACGAAAAUCCGGACGGACGAGACGGUCCUCGAUCGCGGAGCAGAACGCCGAUCCUUUCGUAGGGAAUGUAUCAGCCACAGAGGGUCACCCAGGUGCUGCGCAAGCAUCCUCAGUCGUUCCUACUCUGAAUAUGGAACAACUAGAGCUAGAACUGCAAUGGAUUACACAAACCCACAAUUUACUCGCUCGCAACGAAGAGACGCGUAAAGUCUGGGAGGUGUUAGUGUUACAGGAGGCCCUUCACACGCCGUUCCUCAUGCACGGAAUCCUGGGUCUAUCUGCACUGCAUCUGUCGCGGCUACGAGACGACAAUUCCCAAGCGAAGUGGUUGAGCAUUGCUAUGUCCCACAAGAACGUUGCACUCUCCAUAUUCUCCGAGCAACUUUCUAACAUCGACCAGUCUAAUGCCAAAGCAAUGAUGAGCUUUGCCGGUCUCGUCGUGGCAUUUAGACUCGGAAGUUCUCUGACUCCUGGCUCUACUGACGGUCCAAGCUUAGCGUCUUUGAUUGAUAUAUUCACACUUGCCCGUGGAGUGCAGGCAGUUGUUAGCCAGCAGCAUGAGUUUCUACAGGAAAGCAACUUCGCACCACUAUUCAAUAUCACACCCCCAGAAUUGACCUGGCCAGAGGAUAUCGUUGAUGCCUUUCGUCGUCUUGAGGAGCUGAACGCCCAAUGUGGCCAGCAACUUGUCCACCACGACCGUGCAAUCUAUGAGCGAGACAUUGAUCAUCUCCGCAGUCUCUCGGCUUUUACGCUGGUACAACCUCAAUCAAUGACUCUCGUUGGGGGAUUCGCUAUUCGAGCUUCCAAGCAUUGUCUCCAUGAUCUCAGCCGCGAACACCCGUUCGCUUUGGUAUUGUUGGCCCACUACUGCGGGUUUCUCCAUAUGGCCCGGGAAAAUUGGUGCGUGGGACCCUGGGGGAGUAUUGUCUUGGAAGAAAUCCAGCAAUUACUACCGCCGGAUUGGCAGCAUCAUCUGGAAUGGCCGGUUCGGCAAGUUUGGGGUGUGGGAAGCGAUGAAUUUGGGGUUCUAAUGGAGAGCUAG